CCCAAACAAAAGCUCGUAAAACCUCUCCACUCUUCACUCAAAAACCCUGAGCUGCUCGCCACCGCGCAACUACAAACAUGUCGCCCGCCCUCACCGGAAUUUUCAGCUACGAGGAUUUCGUUAAGGUCCACGGUGUCCUUCUCGCGGCGUCGGGUCUCCCGCAGCCUCUGCACCGGAAACUCUACCAGAAGCUCACGGCGGAGACUUUCGAUGGCGGGAACUAUUUUCAGGUGGAGCCCGUUGAGGGCGACAGGCAGAGGAGGCUUGUGUUGACGGCGAACUAUGUCGGGCAACAUUCCGAUGUAUUUCUGGUUGAUCACGCCUGGACUUUUCGCCUCUCCGAUGCUUAUAAGCAGUUGCAGGAGGUUCCUGGAUUGGUGGAGAGGAUGGCGUCGUUGAUGUGUGUUGACUUGGAUUUGAAUUCGGAGGCUGAGGAGACGGGUGAUGAAGAUGAUGCUAAAAUGAGUGCUGCAGAAGUAGUUGAGAGAGAGUUUUGUAGAGUUAAAGAAGAAGGCGCUCAUUCUGUUAGGUGGUUGGAGCUCGAAGAUCUUGAAAUGGACGAUGCUACGCUAGUUUCCCUUGAUUUACCGGCUAAAUUCCCUCAUUUGCUUGCACUAAGCCUCCGUGGCAACAAGCUCGAGAAUCCUGAGAUUUUGUUUGAAGUGGUGUCUCAAUUUAAAUCUCUCAGAGCUCUGUGGAUGAACUAUAAUCCUGCACUGGAAACUGGUGCAAAUGACUUGGAAGCUCAUAUUCUAGGAAGCUGCUGUGAGCUGGAAAUUUAUAAUUCCCAGUUCACUCCUAAGUAUGGCAAGUGGGCCUUAGGAUUCUGUGGAGGACUAUACGAGAAAGACAAUCCUGGAGGUUCUGAUGAGAGUGAUCAUCAGUUGGAAAGAGUUACAUCUCUUGACCUUUCAAAUAGGGGCAUCCAAAAUCUUAUCACUAAGGCCUUUUCUCCAACUGAAAUGCCUAUGCUAUCAUACUUGAAUCUUCGUGGAAAUACAUUCUAUGAGAACUUAAGCAGCAUACUACUAAACCAUCUUAGAGGAUUUACCAAGCUAACUGCUUUGGAGGUGGAUAUUCCCGGCCCUCUUGGGGAGAGUGCUGUUGAUAUUAUUGAAGCUCUCCCCACUCUCUCUGAGUUGAAUGGUCUUAGUACUUCCAAGAUCUUAGAAUCUGAGAAGAGCGUUGCUGAUUCAAUGUUAAAACCCCGCCUCCCUGAGUUCAAUGCUGAAGAAUCUCUCACUGAUCGUGUCAUCAGUGCUAUGUGGUUGUACCUAAUGACAUAUCGGCUAGCUGAUGAAGAAAAGAUUGAUGAAACUUCUGUUUGGUAUGUGAUGGAUGAGCUCGGUUCAGCUUUGCGGCACAGUGAUGAAGCCAAUUUCAGAGUUUCACCUUUUCUGUACAUGCCCAAUGGUAAACUGGAGUCAGCUGUCAGUUACUCAGUUCUUUGGCCUACAAAAAUCAUACAACGAGGUGAUGAAUGCACUCGUGAUUACCUGUUUGGCAUUGGGGAGGAGCGGCAACGUUCUGCAAGGCUUACUGCCUGGUUCCAUACCCCUCAAAACUAUUUUAUUAGAGAGUAUGAAAAAUUCAACACAGAAUUGAACUCGAGAACAUUUUCUCCGGUGCUAGCAAAGGCAUCUGCAACCAACAGUCUGCUUCAUGGUGAUCGAAGUGUGUUGAAGGUUUACACUGAUUUACAUCAAGUGGAGGAAUUUCUGACACGUCCAGAAUUUGUGAUCAUAAGUGAACCAAAGGACGCAGAUAUUAUAUGGACCAGUUUGCAAGUUGAUGAGGAGAUGAAGAAGGCUGUUGGACUGAAUGAUCAGCAAUAUAUGAAUCAAUUUCCUUUUGAGGCUUGCCUUGUUAUGAAACAUCAUCUGGCUGAAACUGUUCAGAAGGCUCAUGGUGCUCCUCACUGGCUCCAGCCAACAUAUAAUCUUGAAACACACCUUACUCAACUUAUAGGAGACUGUUAUACACGUGAAAGGGAUGGAGUUGACAAUUUGUGGAUCCUAAAACCAUGGAACAUGGCAAGAACUAUUGAUACGACUGUCACUCAUAAUUUAUCUGCGAUUAUCCGUCUCAUGGAGACUGGCCCAAAAAUAUGUCAGAAGUACAUCGAGCACCCUGCCUUAUUCAAAGGGAAAAAGUUUGAUCUGCGUUACAUUGUCUUGGUGCGCAGUGUCAACCCUUUGGAGAUAUUCCUUUCAGAGGUCUUUUGGGUUAGGUUGGCAAAUAACACAUACUCUUUGGAGAAGCACAGUUUCUUUGAAUACGAGACACAUUUCACUGUUAUGAAUUACAGGGGAAGAUUGAAUCACAUGAACACACCGGAGUUUGUUAAAGAAUUUGAACAAGAACAUACUGUAAAAUGGUUGGAUAUCCAUCUAAGAGUUAAACAGAUGAUAAGAUCUGUUUUCGAGGCUGCUGCUGCAGUGCAUCCAGAAAUGCAUAGUCCAACAUCUAGAGCGAUGUAUGGGGUAGAUGUCAUGCUCGACUGCCACUAUCAGCCUAAAUUACUGGAGGUAACGUAUUGCCCUGACUGUACUCGCGCGUGCACAUAUGAUACUGAAACCAUAUUUGGGGACGGAGGCGUAGUGAAAGGAAGUGACUUCUACAACUUUGUGUUUGGUUGUCUCUUCCUUAAUGAGACCAAUCAUGUAUCCCCAUUGUAAUUCUACUGUAUUGGAUAUUUGCUUGUGUGAUUCAGUUAUAUGGUUCUCUUUGCUUUUGGUAUUGUUUCA
Messenger RNA from Salvia miltiorrhiza (redroot sage), 2747 nucleotides. RefSeq lists its product as uncharacterized. NCBI's taxonomy places the organism in Eukaryota, Viridiplantae, Streptophyta, Magnoliopsida, Lamiales, Lamiaceae. Gene Ontology annotation, biological process: protein modification process. The coding region runs from base 78 to 2678 and encodes 866 amino acids. The record is from RefSeq and is a predicted model, not a curated record. The transcript has 15 exons.